AUGCGAGCGGUGGCAUCUUCCUCGUGCUGCGCGUCGUCCUUCUCGAAACGCUUCCUUUCCUCGUCGUCGUCGUCUUCGAAACAUUCUUCUUCUUCGUCGACGAAACAGUUACAGAUGUUUACGACGCGCUGCUCUUCCUCCUCCACCUCAAAUAAUAAUAACAACAACAACAACAGCGACGAUUGUAAGGAGGACGCUAAAAUGGUCAAGAAAGAACCGACCGUGCCGAUAACAUCGAUGACGACGAGCAAAACGGCGGAGGUGAAAACUAUCUUAGGUACCAUGACGUUUGGGUGGAGCUACAGUUCAGAGGAUAUGGCAGAGAACGAGAGCGAGAAGCUGUUAGAUUUUUUCAUCGAAGAAGUUGAGAAAGGAACAUCGUCGUCGUCGUCGUCGUCGUCGUCUUUGAUUGAGUUGGACACAGCGAUAGCGUACGCGGGAGGAAACACGGAAGAGAUAUUAGGUCGCAUAUUCUCUCGCAUGCCGAAAGAGAAACUUUUGAAACUCUCCGUCGCGACAAAGGCGAAUCCUUGGGGGGAGAAGAUGGCAAGCGUCGCGGGGGAAGGCGGAUUACGAGCGGAGAAGUUUCGCGCGCAGGUCGGAAAGAGUUUAACGGCACUCGAUCCAAAAAGUAUAGAUAUUUUGUAUUUACACGCUCCAGAUUCGGAGACGACUUUGUACGACGUGUUGGAGACCGCUCAAGGGUUGUACAGGUCCGGAGCGUUUAAGUAUUUGGGUUUGUCGAAUAUGAGCGCUUGGGAAGUUGUGAGAGCGCACGCGAUUUGUAAAGAGAAUCAGUGGAUCGUACCGACAAUAUACCAAGGGAUGUAUAAUCCGUUGACUCGCCAGGUCGAGCCGGAAUUGAUUCCCGCGUUGAAGAGUUUGAACAUGCGCUUCGUGGCGUACAACCCACUUGCGGGCGGGUUAUUGACUGGUAAGCACGAAAAGUUAUUGAACGCGAGCGGCGGCGGCGACGAAGGGAUAAAAGCUGGACGAUUCAAGAAUAACGAGAUGUACAAAGCGCGCUUCUGGAACGAGGCCUAUUUCGAAGCCGUGGAGGUGAUUAAAAAAGCAGCCGAGGAGGAGGGAAUAACGCCAACAGAAGCAAGCUUGAGAUGGAUGUAUUUCAAUUCAAAAUUAUCCGGCGCAAAAGGCGAUGCGGUCAUCAUCGGAGCAAGUAGCAUAACGCAGUGUCGAGAAAAUUUGCUCGCGUCGAGAAAAGGACCGCUGAGCGAGAAAUUAGUCAACGCGUUCGAUGAAGGCUACGAACUCGUAAAAUCAGUUCAACCUCCUUAUUUCCGCGGUCACUUUUUACUUUGA
Bathycoccus prasinos is the source of this 1320-nucleotide messenger RNA. RefSeq lists its product with no specific name. The transcript has a single exon. The record is from RefSeq and is a predicted model, not a curated record. NCBI's taxonomy places the organism in Eukaryota, Viridiplantae, Chlorophyta, Mamiellophyceae, Mamiellales, Bathycoccaceae. Bases 1 to 1320 code for a protein of 439 amino acids.